AAGAGUGGCUCAUUAGAAUUUCCUUAUAUAAUAAACUUGCCUUCUAUGGGAGAUUAAAAUAGAAAUUAAGGCACAGAAACAAAGAAGUGAGACACAGGGACACUUGUCGCCCAACAGAAGCAACGCAGCCGUGAAACGUCUCCUCUAAUUUUAUUACAGAACAUAAACAUAUUCAGGGAAGAAAGCGAGGCCGGGUUUGGUUGGUUUUGAGGGGGAGGAUGAAUAUGAAUUAUAACAAGAACUUUGAGAAUGAGCCGCCAGGGGAUGGUGGGGGGAGACUACAGGGGAGUCUGUCGCUUGCGCGUCAGACUUCGAUAUAUUCAUUGACAUUUGAUGAGCUACAAAGUACUAUAGGUGGUAGUGCUAAAGAUUUUGGUUCUAUGAAUAUGGAUGAGUUGCUUAAGAGUAUUUGGAGUGCUGAGGAAACGCAGACUCAUAACGUGGGGACUAGUAGCGGCGUGCAAGAAGGUGUUCCUGCUCCUGGUGGGUAUCUGCAGAGACAGGGUUCGUUAACUUUGCCUAGGACGUUAAGCCAGAAGACGGUGGAUGAGGUAUGGAGAGGUUUUUCGAAGGAUUAUGGUGGGGGAUUGAGGGAUGGUACUAGUGUUCCUGGAGGGUCAAAUAUGCCUCAGGCUCAGAGACAACCAACUUUGGGAGAGAUCACACUUGAGGAGUUCUUGGUAAAAGCUGGGGUCGUAAGGGAAGAUGUUCAACCGAUGGAAAAACCUAGUACCAACAAUAUGUUUGGUAAUUUUUUGCAAUCGGGGAACAAUUCUAGUUUUGGAAUUGGAUUUCAGCAAAAUGGUCAGAAUUUGGGGAUGAUGGGAAAUAGGACACCUGGUACUACCAAUCAGAUAGCCUUUCAAUCUCCGAAUUUACCACUGAAUGUUAACGGGGGUAGAUCUGGUCAGCAGCAGUUGCCUACAUUGCAGCCACAACUACAACAGAGACCGCAGCCGCAGCAGCAGCAGCAGCAACAACAACAACAGCAGCAGCAGCAGCAACAACAACAGCAGCAGUUAUUUCCAAAGCAAAAUACUCUAGCUUAUGCCACUCCCAUCAUGCCUAUACAAAGCAAUGGUCAGUUGGGUAGCCCAAGAAUUAGGGGUGGAAUUAUGGGGAUAUCUGAUAAUGGGACAAAUGGUAAUCUGGUUCAAACUUCUGGGCUACAAGGUGGCGGCGGACUUGGGAUGGUUGGUUUAGGUGCUGGAGCAGUUACUGUUGCAAUGGGAUCCCCGGCAGUUUCUUCUGAUGGGAUUGGGAAGAGUAACGGGGAUACAUCUUCUGUGUCACCAAUUCCAUACCUCUUUAAUGGCGGUUUAAGAGGAAGAAAAAGUAGUGCUGUAGAAAAGGUUGUUGAGAGGAGGCAGAGGAGAAUGAUAAAAAACAGAGAAUCUGCUGCAAGAUCAAGAGCUCGUAAGCAGGCCUAUACAAUGGAACUGGAAGCUGAAAUUGCAAAGCUAAAAGAGGAAAACGAAGAAUUGCGGCAGAAACAGGAAAAGUUGGAAAAGCAGAAGAAUCAGCAACAGGAUCUGGAGGUGGACCACCAGCAAGGACCUAAAAGACGCUGUUUGAGAAGGACACAGACUGGCCCAUGGUGAAGAACUAUGAUCAUACUUUGGCUUGUAGAAUCUAAUUGUUGUUUUAGAUGUUUGUACAUAUUUAAAAGAGUCUCCAUUCUUCAGGGGCUUAGGAAACGAGAGUUUAUGUAGACUUUCAGUUACGAAUUAUAAAGUGCUUCUAUAACUUAUUACUAGGUAGCGAGUGAAAAGUUAAAGUUACAUGGUAGAUCAGGUAUCUAUCUUACAUGUCAGUAGAGAUAACAUUACAUCCCUGUACCAUGAGUGAAUCUGUUCAUGUUCUUAAGUUCUUCUGUGGACUUUGAUGACAUAAUAAUGUUGAGUUUUCUUCCUGCA
Molecule: messenger RNA, 1916 nt
Organism: Daucus carota subsp. sativus
Lineage: Eukaryota; Viridiplantae; Streptophyta; Magnoliopsida; Apiales; Apiaceae
Product: ABSCISIC ACID-INSENSITIVE 5-like protein 5
Exons: 5
Coding region: 219-1601 (460 amino acids)
Biological process (GO): positive regulation of DNA-templated transcription
Cellular component (GO): nucleus
Molecular function (GO): DNA-binding transcription factor activity
Source: RefSeq, a predicted model, not a curated record